AUGCAGCAAAAAAACAGUUAGUUCUGCGUAUUGCUUAAAAUUCAGUGAUAAUGAGUUUGUUAUAUGUUAUACUUCUGAUUUUUUUAAAUAUAUUCAAUGUACAAUAUUCCUGUUCUAAUGCUGCUAAUAUCAAUGCCACUGGAAUUCAGUACAAAUAUUUUGAUAAAAAUUAUAAUUUAAUGGACGAAAUGAACUUAAAAAUUGCUGACAACAGUUCAUUAUUAGUGUUUGUCCACGGAUUCAGAUCAAGUACCCACAGUGGUAUGAUAGUGAACUUUGGAAAAUCUUUGGCACGGUUGACGGACUUCAACGUGGUUCUAGUCGAUUGGUCGAAUUGGACUCAGAAAAUGGAUUACACCGAUAUAGUUCUACAAUUACCCACUGUGGCACCGUAUUUAGUCAGCUGGUUAAACGGUUUGAAGGACCGCGGCGUCGUGAAUAGCUUCGACGAUGUUACAUUAAUUGGCCAUAGUCUGGGAGCUCAGUUGAUUGGUUACGUGGGCCAUAGGUUGAAUGGCACUGUUAAGAGAAUUAUUGCCCUUGAUCCAGCGCAACCUAAUUUCAAAGCCAGUCAGAAAAAUGAAAGAGUAGAUAUCAAGAGCGGUCAGUUUGUAGUGGUUUUACACACAUCAACGUCAUUUUUGGGAUUGAGAGAGCCUGUGGGCCAUGUCGAUUUUUACUUCAAUGGGGGUCAAAUACAGCCGUCUUGCAGUCUUGAUACAGUUUGCGGUCACAUAGUGGUCUUGGACUAUUUCAUUGCAUCUUUGAAAAACCCGAAUACGUUCACAGCUUUUCAAUGUGAUACGCUACUCGACUGUGAGAACCAAACCAUCAAUGAACACAAACCGACAGUUGCAAUGAACAUGAACAUACCGACUUCAACCCGAGGAUUGUAUUCUGUCAAAACCGAGAAAAAGGAUUUAAAAGUAUUCUUAUGUUUAUUAGUCGAACGAGCAGCACUACGGGGAGAAAAAAUUCCAAUCAAAACCUAGGCAGCAAAAUCGUUCGCAUAUCCAAAAUGAGUUGAAGACAGUAAAUACAUAUAAUAAGAUAUGAUAGAAAAAAUAAAAAUAAAAGUAUUGAAAAAAGAACUACAUUAUACUCAUGCCUGUGAAAACCAUCGUCGUAAUUUACCUUUUAUCGUAGUACCACAGCAUCAGUGAUAAUUUUUACAGUUCAGUGUAUCAUCGGUACAUUAUAUUAAACUCAAGCCGGUUCGGAGUAUUGUCGUGCAUGGAUGGAGCAUACGGGAAUGGCGUGGACAAAUAGAAGAGAUGGGUUGUUUUUUUUUUCAGGAUGAAAGGUUAUUAUAGACAAAAGGAUUGUCCUCGAAUUUUUCGGGUGUUCAUAAUGUUCAACACCAUCUAUUAUUUUUUUCGAUCAAAAAAACCACGCGAAGAUAUUGUUCACCAAACACUGUAUUUCAAAUUAAUUUGAAUGCGGUCAUGCGAUCGCACCGAAAUAGUUUGUUAAGUUAGGUUAGCUACACGCACGCGAACAUAAAGCACGUGCGUAUAAAAUUCGUUCAUUUUAUCAUCCGGAUGCGUGUGUUCAUUAUAAUAUGAUUAGAUAAGAUAAUUAUGAUAAGAUCAGAUAAUAUCAAUGGCAUAUUUAGAUGUUUUCCCUUUUCGAUUCGAUAUGUCUUUAAGUGUCUAUGAAUACUACGUGCGAUGUCGAAGAACUCUGUUGGACUAGCACAACACCACAAUCGAAGGUCGAUUUAAGGCGUGAUAUAAAGUUUGAUAAUUUAUAAUUGUCAGAUUUAAAAUACACCGGUGAUUAUUAUUA
Messenger RNA from Sipha flava (yellow sugarcane aphid), 1788 nucleotides. RefSeq names its product lipase member H-like. The transcript has 8 exons. Gene Ontology annotation, molecular function: lipase activity. NCBI's taxonomy places the organism in Eukaryota, Metazoa, Arthropoda, Insecta, Hemiptera, Aphididae. The coding region runs from base 51 to 992 and encodes 313 amino acids. The record is from RefSeq and is a predicted model, not a curated record.